This is a messenger RNA of Drosophila bipectinata, 1544 nucleotides long. It is a transcript of the gene ATPsynC, whose product is annotated as ATP synthase, subunit C. The record is from RefSeq and is a predicted model, not a curated record. Lineage: Eukaryota; Metazoa; Arthropoda; Insecta; Diptera; Drosophilidae. Gene Ontology annotation, biological process: proton transmembrane transport; proton motive force-driven ATP synthesis. Gene Ontology annotation, molecular function: proton transmembrane transporter activity.
UAUCGAACCUAUCGUCUUCCAAUCCACCACACUUGGGUCUUUGCAGAGCAAAUUCGCGCCCCGUGUUCAAUACGGUUUCCACUGUUGUGAAGGGUUUGUUCGAAAGCUCCGUGCGCUAGCUUCAAUUUUGUCGUAAGCAAAAUCUAAAAAAAAAAUCAACCGAAGAUGUUCGUGUCGACAGUCUCUCGCAUUGCCCCCGUUGCCAGGAGCGCUCUCCUCGCCAACUCCAAGCAGUACCUGCGACCAUUGAGCAGCGCCGUCAUCAGCCAGAGCCAGACUUUGGCCGCUCAGAACACAACUCCCGUUGCAUUACUGCCACAGAUCAGGUCAUUCCAGACCUCGCCAGUCACUCGUGACAUUGAUUCUGCUGCCAAGUUCAUUGGUGCUGGUGCUGCAACAGUCGGUGUCGCUGGAUCCGGUGCUGGUAUCGGAACAGUAUUCGGUUCCCUCAUCAUCGGUUACGCCAGGAACCCAUCGCUGAAACAGCAGCUGUUCUCCUACGCCAUUCUGGGCUUUGCCCUGUCUGAGGCCAUGGGUCUGUUCUGUCUUAUGAUGGCUUUCCUGCUGCUCUUCGCCUUCUAAGCGGGCACACAUUGAUUGCUCGACCUUGUUUCCUGCGAUCCUGCGUGCGAGUGUGUGAUUGUCGUCUAUUGGUCGGCAGUUGCAUCAGCAUACCAGCGGUAGCAGAGCGAUAGUAACCAACAACAACAACACAACAACUUCAAGCAACAACCAGAACAAACAACAUCAACGUUCGUUUUUCGAUUAUUAAUGAUAUAAUGAUUGAUUGAUUGAUAGCUAACAAGAACAUCCUGUACCACUAUCUAAUUAUAAAUACCAACAACCACAUAAUAUAUGUAAUUUUGUUUUUAAAAAACACUCAACCGAGAUCAUAGUAGUCGCCUAAGGAGCGGAGAACAACCCACACACAUACUUUAAGUUGGAGAACUAAAAUAUCAGCAGUCCAAGGAGAUAGAAUUGGAUAGACGACUUGACACAUUCACGAUCACGAUUAAAACGAGAAGAAAAUCGAACGGCAAAGAUUAAAAUUAGAUUUUAAUUGAAGCAAGCUUCAAGCUCUUAAUUCGGUCUUACCAGCAUCCUCGGAUGGAGUCUACUGGCCGCACCCCUUGCUUACCAAUCCCGGCGUAGAAUCUAUCGCGUCCGCUAACCAAGGCUCUCUCUCUCCCCCCUGCAGUUCUUGGAAAUCGAAGGAAAAUCUAGCGGCAGGCUGAACGUGAAAGAUCACUCCGCUAUGUAACAUCUUGAAUUGGAAGCGAGUGCACGGGUGCGGUCAAGGCUGAAUCCGGGGAUUUUGUGUUGUACCCCAUGCGCGUUAUGGUUCUGCAUAUUUUUCAAUUUAAGUGGCGUGUACUGAAAAACCUAUUGUUUCAAGAGUUUUGUAUCAGUUUCCUUAAUGUAAACGCUAAUUUUAUUGCCACUUAAAAUAUAUUACGGAUAUGUACUAAAAGUAGUUGCAACUGACUUAAGCUGAGCGAAGUUGAAUUGUGAAAUAAAGAAGUGAAUGUGUAAAUGAAUUUAAA